GGCCUGCGCUGCCGCGCGUCCUUCCGGGCCGCGAUCGCCCAACGCGGUUCCCUCCGCUUUCCCACCGGUUCUCCUCUGCUGUGAGCGCGUCCCUUCUUCCCCAAGGUGGGCGGGUUGUCUUGUCCUUUUCUCUAGCUAGCCCUGUAAAUUAGUUUGACCCCGCAGCCUCGUGACAUCUCUACCAACUCUGUGCCAGGGCAGUGCUCCGCUUUUCCUCCCGUUUAUUAAUUCAGAGGGAUUCACCCUUAACUCCGAGUCUGCCCUAUUGCCAUAUGGUAGGGCACAAAAUGUAGACAUGAAAUAAUUACAUUGCAGUUCAAACGGGUGCAGUUCUGGUAUUGAGACUCAGGGUGUUCGCGACCCAGCAAUGUUGUGACAAUCAGGAGCUUUGGGAAUUUUUAAAAUUACUGCAUGUAAUCCAUUAAUAUCUUGGGCCAAUCCAGUUUUUAAAAAUAGAUCAUUAUCCGUAGUGGGGACUCUUUCCAGCGAUCUGUAGGGCAUCUUGUGAUACAGAUAUCAAUACAACAAAUGAGACUAAGUUGAGCUGUUCUGUCAUUCGAAAUGGACUGGAAGGUUACUGCGGUGACAAACGACAUAAUGUUUACACUUUGAAUUUAACUGAAGAUGCUCAAACCUAAGGGAGUAAAAGGUAUAGCUGUGGACCAACUGUCUAUGAUCAUGCACACCUUGGCCAUGCUUGCUCGUAUGUUAGAUUUGAUAUAAUUCGAAGGAUCCUAACCAGGAUUUUUGGAUGCAACAUCAUCAUGGUGAUGGGAAUUACAGAUGUGGAUGAUAAGAUAAUUAAAAGGGCCAAUGAAAUGAAGAUAUCACCUGCUUCUCUUGCCAACCUUUAUGAAGAAGAUUUUAAACAGGAUAUGGCAGCCUUGAAGGUUCUCCCGCCCACUGUGUACUUGAGGGUAACUGAAAAUAUUCCUGAGAUCAUUUCUUUCAUCGAAGGAAUAAUUGCUAAUGGGCAUGCUUAUUCAACAGCAAAAGGCAACGUCUACUUCGAUCUGCAGUCGAGAGGAGACAAGUAUGGCAAACUGGUCGGCGUGGCUCCUGGUCCUGUUGCAGAGCCAGGUGAUUCUGACAAGCGGCAUGCCAGCGACUUUGCCCUGUGGAAGGCAGCUAAACCCCAGGAGAUAUUUUGGGCCUCUCCUUGGGGAAACGGAAGACCUGGCUGGCAUAUCGAAUGUUCUACCAUCUCAAGUUUGGUGUUUGGAAGUCAACUGGAUAUUCAUUCAGGUGGGAUAGACCUAGCUUUUCCGCAUCAUGAAAAUGAAAUCGCACAGUGUGAGGUCUUUCAUCAGUGCCAACAAUGGGGAAAUUAUUUUCUACAUUCUGGACAUUUGCAUGUGAAAGGCAAGGAAGAAAAAAUGUCCAAAUCCCUGAAAAACUACAUCACUAUUAAGGACUUUCUGAAGUCGUUUUCCCCUGAUGUCUUCCGGCUCUUCUGCAUGAGGAGCAGCUACCGGUCAGCCAUUGACUACAGCGACAGCACCAUGCUGGAGGCACAGCACCUCCUCCGGGCCGUGGCCGCGUUCGUCGAGGAUGCCCGGGCCUACAUGAAGGGGCAGCUGGCGUGCGGCCCCGUCAGGGAAGACGUGCUGUGGGAGAGGCUCAGCCACACCAAGGCUGCUGUGAAGGCUGCCUUGGCGGACGACUUUGACACGCCCGGGGCGGUGGAUGCCGUCAUGGAUCUCAUUCACCAGGGGAACCGACAGCUGAAGGUGGUCGCCAAGGAACCUGGCGGUCCUAGAAGUCCUGCCGUGUUCGGCUCCGUCAUUUCCUACAUUGAGCAGUUUUUUGAGACAGUUGGAAUUUCUCUGGCAGACCGACAGUUUGUUUCAGGGGAUAGUGGCUCAGCCACUCUGCACAGCGUGGUGGAGGAGCUGGUCCGAUUCCGGCUCAAGGUCCGGCAGUUCGCCCUGGCCACGGGAGAGGCUACCAGGGAGGCCCGGCGGCAGCAGCUCCUAGAGAGGCAGCCCCUGCUGGAGGCAUGUGACAUCCUGCGCCAGGACCUUGCCGCCCAUGGCAUCAGUAUUAAGGACAGGAGCAGCACAUCCACGUGGGAACUGCUGGGUCAGAGGUCAGAAGACCACAAACCUGGGAGCUGAGGAUGCCUGAAGUGGGAACCAGAGGCUCACAAUGCAGUUCUGUGCUUGCCUAUGCCAUUAGAGCUUUACAUUAAAGUUUUCCAUUGUGGCUAUUUAGUCAACAUUAAAAUAAAUCAAACUGAUACCAUCCC
Molossus molossus (Pallas's mastiff bat) is the source of this 2248-nucleotide messenger RNA. It is a transcript of the gene CARS2, whose product is annotated as cysteinyl-tRNA synthetase 2, mitochondrial. Gene Ontology annotation, cellular component: cytoplasm. The record is from RefSeq and is a predicted model, not a curated record. The transcript has 16 exons. Gene Ontology annotation, molecular function: ATP binding; cysteine-tRNA ligase activity. Lineage: Eukaryota; Metazoa; Chordata; Mammalia; Chiroptera; Molossidae. Bases 765 to 2117 code for a protein of 450 amino acids. Gene Ontology annotation, biological process: cysteinyl-tRNA aminoacylation.